Messenger RNA from Drosophila willistoni, 682 nucleotides. RefSeq names its product histone deacetylase complex subunit SAP18 (gene Bin1). Gene Ontology annotation, cellular component: nucleus. NCBI's taxonomy places the organism in Eukaryota, Metazoa, Arthropoda, Insecta, Diptera, Drosophilidae. The transcript has 2 exons. Gene Ontology annotation, biological process: negative regulation of DNA-templated transcription. Gene Ontology annotation, molecular function: transcription corepressor activity; transcription factor binding. Bases 132 to 584 code for a protein of 150 amino acids. The record is from RefSeq and is a predicted model, not a curated record.
UUUGGUUUGCCAUCACUAAUUUUGAGGAGAAAAAAAAAAACAAACAUUAAAAGCCGCAUAAAUCUUAAAUUGGAAUAAAAGUGUAUUAUAAGUAUAGAAAUAAUUUAAUUGAAAGUAAUUCCGACAACAACAUGGCCAAUGUAGAGUCAAUGAUUGUAGAGGACAAGACGCAGCUGAAGCAAAUCGACCGUGAAAAGACAUGUCCCCUGUUGUUACGUGUAUUUUGUUCUACGGGACGCCAUCAUUCCGUCUCGGAGUAUAUGUACGGUAAUGUUCCAACCAAUGAACUACAGAUCUAUACCUGGCAGGAUGCCACAUUACAUGAGCUAACAUCGCUAGUCCGGGAUGUAAAUCCGGAUACACGAAAGAAGGGAACCUAUUUCGAUUUUGCCGUUGUCUAUCCCAACUAUAGGAAUAAUCACUUUCAAAUGCGUGAAAUCGGUGUAACCUGCACUGGCCAGAAAGGCAUCGACGAUAAUAAGACUCUGGCCCAAGCUAAGUUUACCAUUGGAGAUUUUCUGGACAUCUCCAUAACGCCACCGAAUCGUCUACCUCCUCCUGCCCGCCGACAACGUCCGUACUAGUACAUUGACAAAAAGUUUUUUAAUUUCUCCACUCAGAUACAAAUACAAAAUAAUAAAGUACGGAUUAUAGAUAGACUUAAGAGUUACUACUACUGGAA